Molecule: messenger RNA, 378 nt
Organism: Acomys russatus (golden spiny mouse)
Lineage: Eukaryota; Metazoa; Chordata; Mammalia; Rodentia; Muridae
Product: dynein light chain roadblock-type 1-like
Exons: 2
Coding region: 82-378 (98 amino acids)
Biological process (GO): microtubule-based movement
Cellular component (GO): cytoplasmic dynein complex; cytoplasm; centrosome
Molecular function (GO): dynein intermediate chain binding
Source: RefSeq, a predicted model, not a curated record
CUUUCUUUUGCUUAGUAUAAAAGCUCUAAUCCCAGAACUCAGCUGCGUGUUGGCUACUCGGAGCUGCUGGAUUGGUCCCAGAUGGCAGAGGUAGAGGAAACACUCAAGAGACUGCAGAGCCAGAAAGGUGUGCAGGGGAUCACUGUGGUGAACACAGAAGGCAUCCCCAUCAAGAGCACUAUGGACAACCCCACUGCUACACAGUACACCAACCUCACGCACAACUUCAUCUUAAAGGCACGGAGCACUGUGUGUGAAAUCGACCCCCAGAAUGACUUAACCUUCCUUCGAUUUCAUUCCAAGAAAAACAAAAUUAUGAUGGCACCACCGAGCAAUAAAUUCUAUUUCCUGAUUGUGAUUCAGAAUCCAACUGAAUAA